This is a messenger RNA of Daucus carota subsp. sativus, 1293 nucleotides long. RefSeq lists its product as uncharacterized. NCBI's taxonomy places the organism in Eukaryota, Viridiplantae, Streptophyta, Magnoliopsida, Apiales, Apiaceae. The transcript has 3 exons. The record is from RefSeq and is a predicted model, not a curated record. The coding region runs from base 33 to 923 and encodes 296 amino acids.
CAGAAUCUCAAGAUUCACAAUCUGCAUCUUGCAUGUACUUAACAAUCUAUAUAUACUCACCCCUCCCUCUCAUCAACUUCCAAACAAAACAGAGCAAAAAAAACAGAGCAACCACAAUGAUGAUGCAGAAUCAACAAGAUGACAACCCCUUUCUCACCACCAUCACCCACCAGGAACCCAUCAUUACCCACCGAGAAGUCUCCGAAAACACCAGUGGCUCCACCAAGCGAAAGCUUCUCUUCUCAUCAUCAUCCCCUGUUUCCAAGAAACCCAACUUAUCACCUUCCCCUGUUUCCUCCCCUGUUCUCUCCCCCCACUCUCUCCAGGGUUUCAAGAAAAUCCAACUCCCACCCACCAUUCUCCGUCGCACAAUCUCCGAACCCCUUGAUCCCAAUUGCCGCUUCUCCAACCCUCUGUCACCCGAAAUUCUUGAAAGAUCCCUCUCUGACCUUGGUCUGGUUGAGGUAAAAUCGCCUGAAAAUGACCCGAGGACCGUCCCGGUGGUGAAUGUUGUGGAGACUACUCCGAGUUCUUUGCCUCCUCGUAGCCCUGUGCUUGGUCGAAAAAUAUCUGAUGCAAUGAGUUCAGGGAAGAUUGGCUCAGACUCAAAAGAGAGCCCUAGUUCCUUGGAGUUGAAGAAGAUCAAGAAGGGGUUGAGACAGAUGAGUCAAUGGUUCAGUGAAGCUCUCGAAAUGGAAGAUGAUCAAGAAGAAGAAGAAGAAGAACAGAAAGGCUGUCUCUGUAAACAUAAAACUGAAAAUCCCAAGGGAAAAGAGUGCAGUGAAGCAGAGAAAGAAAUUGAUGAAGAGGCAGUGAGUGUGGAUAAAACUGGAGGAUGCCUGAUCAUUAAGUUCAAGUGUCCCUGUAGCAAAGCCUAUCAUCUUCUUCUUUCUGGAAACUCCUGCUACUACAAGCUUAUUUGACGAUACAAAGUACGCAAGCCACCAUCAAAAUUGUACUAGUUCAUCAUUCUAUGCUCCUGGGAUCUCUCAGUUCAUUUCGACAUUGAGUUGGUUCAUCAUUCUAUGUUCCUGGAAUCUCUUCUCAAAUUUCUGUCCAGUGUUCAGUUCGUUAAUGUCGAUUACUUUUAGGAAGUUCUGUAAGAAAAUGUUGAUAGGUUUACAUUUGUUUACAAUUGAAUCAUCUGGAAAGAUUUCUAGUAAUACUGUAGCUGACAUGAUAUAUAAUGGAAUUGAGGAUCUCCGAUUUACUGCGUUCAGUUUUUACUUUUUAGUAUUGGUCUUUACUGUAAAGCAUUGAGUUUUUCCUUUCAUUCUAAUUUUCUAUGAUUAG